CAUAAUGGAACUAGUACCCCGACAAGAACGGAACCAGAUCGCCGAAAAUCCUCUUAAGAACAAAGAACAACUGCUUUUAAGGAAAGAGCAGAGACUCUCUAAUAAUGUAAUGCUUGUGCUCAGAAUAAAACACAUGUUCUGAAAUUUCGGACUUAACAAGAACUGACUAAGAGUCAAUGAAGACGUCCUUAAGUAUAUUAAGGAUUGUAGUAGACUGAAGAAUGAACUGCAAGAGAGUAAUAACCUGAGGGUCGGAUAUGAAUACGAGAUUUCGAAGAGGAGUGAAAGAGUGAUUUCGAAGUUUUUGAUAGGCUGAUUUCCGAGGAAAGUUUCUAAUUGGUAUGUGCAUGAGAUUUUUAACCAGAAUACUCAAGGAUUUAGGCUAGAUCAGUCAAUUCUAUUUAGAAAUAUAUCAUGAACCUUGAAGAAGCUUUAUCUGAACCAUUGUGUAGUCCUAGAAACUCAUGUUGAGAAAUAUUUAGUGGGAGCGAGACAUCUCACUUCUCUGAUGUUCGGAGAUUGAUGUAUUAAAGACCAAAAGUUUUCUCUUAGCUUUGCUUCUUGUUUAUGUGGAACCCCUCAAUUGAAAUAUCUAGCCUUUAACUCUUGUAAUAUCAGAGGAAGUAUGUCUCUUUGCUACAUGUAUCCGACUAUGAAAACUAUUCUCAAAGGAAUCCUGGGCACUGUCUUUUGUAACUCAUUGAAAACAGUUGAAUUUAAGCCUAAAAGAAGAGGCUUUAAUAUCAACCAAAUUAAAUUUGAUGAUCUUGAACUGACAGAACACAACAUCUCAGUAGAUGUAAAAGCCAUGAUAAUUAAAUUUAAUUUUGAAUAAGAUGCCAUUCUAUA
Molecule: messenger RNA, 849 nt
Organism: Moneuplotes crassus
Lineage: Eukaryota; Ciliophora; Spirotrichea; Euplotida; Euplotidae
Source: the annotation of a GenBank genome assembly